CUUGAGAAACCUUGCAUGAAAUUUUCAUUUUAAACUCUGCCUCCCAAAUUCAAAAACUGAGCUAUACUUUCUGGCCUAAAUUAAUGGAGAUCUCAUGCAUGGGUGUGAGGAUUUGCUUAGUAUAUAUGCUACUGUUUCCCCUGAUGAUCAUCAACUUGGCCUCUUCAAAUCUAAGAGGAAAUGAGGUGGAAAGACUAUCCUUGCUUGCCUUUAAAUCUGAAAUAGUCAGUGAUCCUCUGGGGAUCCUUAGCUCCUGGAAUGAUUCCUCCAACUUAUGUGAUGAGUGGCGAGGGAUUACUUGCGGCCGAAGACACCAGCGAGUCACGGUUCUGGACCUCCAGUCCAGCCACCUGAUGGGUAUUCUAUCUCCACACAUCGGAAACUUGAGCUUUCUCAGGACAUUAAAUCUCCAAAGCAAUAGCUUCAACCACACCAUCCCUCAAGAAAUUGGUCGAUUGUCCCGGCUGCAAGUACUACACCUCGGGAACAACUUCUUCGAAGGUGAUAUCCCAAAAGAAAUUAGCCGAUGCACAAAUUUGAUAAGUUUGCACCUGAACGGAAACAUGUUGCAUGGGAGAAUUCCUGAAUCUUUGAGUUCUUUGCGGCAGAUUCAAGAUUUUGACCUCUCUCGUAACAACUUGUCUGGAACAAUUCCCGAUUAUUUGCAGAAUUUCACCUUCUUGCUCAAUUUGAACCUAUCCUUUAAUGAUUUUGAAGGUGAAGUAGGAGUUUUCAGGAAUACAAGUGUGGUUUCUAUUAUGGGAAACACACGAAUUUGUGGAGGUGUACCUCAGUUAAGAUCGGUCAAUUUUAUCUCUAAUCGAUCCAACUCAAAUAAGCCAAAAUCAUUUUCUAAGUAUAAACCAAUUAUCCCAUUUUUUUGUGGGACAAUUGGAAUUAUUAUCUUAGUGGUGUGCUUUGUACGCCUCUAUAGAUCAAGAAAAGCAAGAGUUGAGCAAAGAAAAGCAAGAGUUCAGUCAACUUCAGAACGAUCAUUGGACAUUUCAUUCUUAAAGUUGUCAUAUGGAGAUCUCUUUCAAGCAACUGGUGGGUUCUCUUCUUGGAAUUUGAUUGGUGCCGGUAGUUCUGGUUCUGUGUUCUGGGGAGUUCUCGAUCAGCCAAAAGAAAGAAUUGUUGCUGUCAAAGUACUCAAUCUUCAAAACGCGACUACUUCUAAUAGUUUCAUAGCUGAAUGUCAAUUCUUGAAAAACACUAGGCACCGAAAUCUUGUCAAACUAGUGACUGCUUGCUCUAGUAUUGAUUUUCAAGGAAAUGAGUUCAAAGCUUUGGUUUUUGAGUACAUGAUGCAUGGAAGUCUAGAUGAGUGGCUGCAUGAUUCAGCUGACAGAGUAGUUGAGCUACCCAUUGUGGAGGUGCAUUUGAAUCUUAUCCAAAGGGUAAAUAUUGCCAUUGACGUAGCUAGCGCUUUGGAUUAUUUGCACAAUUAUUUUCACAUCCCAAUAGUUCAUUGUGAUUUAAAGCCCAGUAACGUUCUCUUGGAAAAAGACAUGACUGCCUGUGUUUGUGACUUUGGUUUGGCAAGUUACCUCCCAAACACUUCUUGUCCGGUUUCUUCGCUAGAACGCUCUUCCAACUCGAUAACGGGUACCAUUGGCUAUAUUCCCCCAGAGUAUGGCAUGGGAAGUAAGGUGUCAACCUACGGAGACGUGUAUAGCUAUGGAAUCCUGUUACUGGAGAUGCUUACUGGUAAGAGGCCAACAGAUGACAUGUUUACAGACGACAUCGACUUGCACAAUUUUGUUCUGAUGGCUUUGCCUGAACGUGUGAAAGAAAUAUGUGAUCCUGUGCUUCUUCAAGAAAAGGAAAGCAGCACUAGUACAAAUCCUGCAAGCAAUAGGAAUGAUGUCCAAAAUGAUGAAACACGAAGAGUUGAAGAGUGCCUUAUUUCCAUUGCUAGGAUAGGAGUUGCUUGUUCUGUGCAUUUGCCCAAAGCGCGAAUGGAGAUUGGGAAAGUUUUAGCUGAACUACGUGUAAUCAGGGAUGUACUGACUGGAACCAGGAUGCCUAGAGAGCACAUGAUAACUGCUUAAGGCCUUAGCUGCCAAUGAUACGGUUGGUUGCCGGAGAGUCCAACAUAGUGUGAUGGAUAAACCAGCUUUCACU
This is a messenger RNA of Rosa rugosa (rugosa rose), 2124 nucleotides long. RefSeq names its product LRR receptor-like serine/threonine-protein kinase EFR. The coding region runs from base 84 to 2051 and encodes 655 amino acids. The transcript has 2 exons. Gene Ontology annotation, molecular function: protein kinase activity; ATP binding; protein binding. Gene Ontology annotation, biological process: protein phosphorylation. The record is from RefSeq and is a predicted model, not a curated record. NCBI's taxonomy places the organism in Eukaryota, Viridiplantae, Streptophyta, Magnoliopsida, Rosales, Rosaceae.